AUGCCUCAUCCAUCAUCAUCAUCAGCAGCAGCAGCAGCAGCAGCAUCCCGCACACAUUCCAACGAACAAGCCAUUCGACCCCACAUUUGCGAAUACUGCCAAAAGUCGUUCUAUCGGUUAGAGCAUAAAGUGCGGCACAUCCGCACACACACAGGCGAAAAGCCGCAUGCUUGCACGCUAUGUGACAAGCGCUUUGCACGAUCCGACGAACUCAGUCGCCAUGCGCGCGCACACUUGAGUCCACCCACGAUCCUGCUACAUCGACGCAAGCGCACCCGCCGGUCUUCCAACUCAGCCAAACCGCGUUCACCUGACGACGAAGCAGCUUAUAUGCGUCAGCAACAGUACUGUUCGAUCCUCAGAUUCAUCCAUCCAGGACAACAACACCAUUACAACAAGUCAGCACGCAGCAGUACUUUAGCCAAAUUAAACCAUUGUCCUGCACCAGGGUGUUACAAAUCAUUUUGGCGACGGGGCCAGCUGACCCGCCAUAUUGAGCAGCUGCAU
Molecule: messenger RNA, 507 nt
Organism: Zychaea mexicana
Lineage: Eukaryota; Fungi; Mucoromycota; Mucoromycetes; Mucorales; Lichtheimiaceae
Exons: 2
Cellular component (GO): nucleus; cytoplasm
Molecular function (GO): RNA polymerase II cis-regulatory region sequence-specific DNA binding
Source: RefSeq, a predicted model, not a curated record